Tripterygium wilfordii is the source of this 1446-nucleotide messenger RNA. Its product is annotated as protein PMR5-like. Gene Ontology annotation, molecular function: O-acetyltransferase activity. Gene Ontology annotation, cellular component: Golgi apparatus. The record is from RefSeq and is a predicted model, not a curated record. The coding region runs from base 140 to 1309 and encodes 389 amino acids. Lineage: Eukaryota; Viridiplantae; Streptophyta; Magnoliopsida; Celastrales; Celastraceae. The transcript is spliced from 5 exons.
CGCCAAACAAAACCCAUCGUUUUAUAACUCUCAAGCGUCCUUCUUCACAUGCCCACAAACAAACAAAACCCUCCCCCUCUCUCCCCCUCUCUCUCGCUUUUCAGUAUCAAUCUUCACGAGGAGUUGCAGCAUUUCACCAAUGGCGGCUUCAUCUGGGUUUUGUAGCUUCUUGUUAAGCAUUAUUUGCUCUAUUUUGCUACAAACCCAGAUGGCAUCUUCAGCUAUUCUACUGAGCAUUAAACAUCACCAUAGCCACCACCACAAAACCCGGCCGAUGUUCCAGACAAACAGGAGCUCCUGCGCUUUGUUUACCGGAACUUGGGUUCGUGACGAUUCAUAUCCUCUAUACCAGUACUCAGACUGCCAGAUCAUCACCCCGGAAUUCAAUUGCCAGAUGUACGGACGGCCCGAUUCGGGUUAUCUCCGGUACCGGUGGGCUCCUCUGAACUGCGAGAUUCCGAGGUUCAAUGGGCUUGAGUUUUUGGAGAGAAUGAGAGGCAAAACUGUGAUGUUCGUCGGCGACUCUCUCGGUCGGAACCAAUGGGAGUCGUUCAUUUGUAUGAUUUCAACGACGGCACCGUCGACGUCGACGCAGUUGAGUAGAGGAGAACCUCUCUCAACCUUCAAGUUCCUGGAUUAUGGAGUGACUGUAUCAUAUUACAAAGCACCAUAUCUGGUGGACAUAGAUGUGGAGGGAGGAAAGAGGGUGCUAAAGCUAGACGACAUAUCACAGAAUGGCAACGCCUGGAGAGGAGUCGAUGUGCUCUCCUUUAACACCGGCCAUUGGUGGAGCCACAAAGGAUCUCUCCAAGGGUGGGAGUACAUGGAAUCAGGAGGGACAUAUUACCAAGACAUGGAUCGACUGGUUGCAAUGGAGAAAGGGCUCAAGACAUGGGCUAAUUGGAUUGACUCCAACAUUGACAGCACCAGAACCAAAGUUUUCUUCCUCUCCAUCUCUCCUACACACUACAACCCAAGCGAGUGGAGUGCAGGGCCAACCGCUAUCACUUCAACGAAGAAUUGCUAUGGAGAGACUGCACCAAUGAGCGGAACGACAUACCUGGGAGAGUACAUGGAGCUGAUGAGGGUGGUGGAUGCAGUGCUUAGGGACAUGAGUGUUCCUACUUAUUUGUUAGACAUUACAAUGCUUUCUGCGCUAAGGAAAGAUGGGCAUCCCUCAAUCUAUAGUGGUGAUUUGAACGCCCAACAGAGAGCUAACCCAGACAGAUCAGCUGAUUGCAGCCACUGGUGCCUCCCUGGAUUGCCUGAUACUUGGAAUCAACUCUUCUACACUGCUUUGUUUUUCUAAGCUCGUUAUUCGUACAUUUUUUUAGGUACUGACUAUCAAGGUUACUAACUUUGCCCUUAGUAGUCAAUUUGAUCUCCUGUAAAUCAACUCAUAUUGUUUACCAAGAGAAAUAAGAUGUAACUUAUUUCUUUGUUGCA